Messenger RNA from Guillardia theta CCMP2712, 1292 nucleotides. RefSeq lists its product as hypothetical. The transcript has 4 exons. NCBI's taxonomy places the organism in Eukaryota, Cryptophyceae, Pyrenomonadales, Geminigeraceae. Bases 102 to 1292 code for a protein of 396 amino acids. The record is from RefSeq and is a predicted model, not a curated record.
UUCAACCCGAUUCAUCACACAAGAGAAAUUCACGGGUGAUACAUGGCAGAUGAGAUUUAUGCCUGGCCCUGUGAAAACUCGACACGCGGUGUGAUCUGAAGAUGGUUUGGCACGGUGUCUAUUCCUGCGGGCACGGAGCAGGAGGGAGGCUGGGGCUGAAUGACGAGCGAGCUAGGACAGCCUUCACAGGACCUCUAGGCACGCUCCAAGAUGUUGAGGUGAAGAGCCUCGCGUGCGGCGGGAAGCACAACCUGCUGCUGAGCAGAGCAGGCAAGGUGUACUCUUGGGGAUACAACGACAGCAGGCAGACAGGACACGGAGUCGAAGACCUGUCGGAUUGGGAGCCAAGAUGGAUCAGAGCUCUUGAGACAGUCAAGGUUGUGCAGAUUGCAGCUGGAGAAGAUCAUUCCGUCGCCCUCACCGAUCGGAGCGAAGUAUUCACCUGGGGAAGGGGUCUACAUGGUCAGCUCGGGCACGGGGACGUGAGUGACGUUUGGUUCCCUUUCCUUGUCAAGGGGCUGCAGGGCAAGGGGAUCAAGAGCAUCGGCUGUGGGUAUGAAAACACUUUCGCCAUCACUGGGACUGGCAAGGUGCUGGGGUUUGGAUCAGCAGCAUCUGGAAAGUUGGGCAACGGAGAUGUAGAUGGAGGGAUCGGGGGAAACGUCUAUCUCCCAGUUCAGCUCAAGUCACUUGCGAAGUUUACCAUCAUUCAAGCUACAGGAGGAAAAAACUUUUCAAUGUUCCUCAGUCAUACCGGACAGCUUUACAGCGUCGGCUAUGCAGCCAACGGUCAACUUGGGAUCCCCUUCGAAGAAGUGGAGAGCCUGAACCUGCCGUACACGGGGACGAUGCAGGAGGUGUCGCACAAGGGCGUCUUCGUCAAGUAUGUGUCGUGUGGCGACAGCCACUCGCUCGCCCUCUCUGAGGACGGGAUCGUGUACUCGUGGGGGAGCGGUAUCAACUGGGCGCUGGGGCACGGAGGAACAGAGGACACGUUCACCCCGAAGAUGGUGGCGAUGCUGGAAGCAGAUCCCUGCGUUUCAGUUUCAGCUGGAGGAUACCAUUCAGCAGCGGUGUCUGCAACGGGGAGGAUCUACACGUGGGGGCGGAACUUUGUCGGGCAACUUGGAACAGGUCAGAACAUUGACGACCAUUCGGCUGACCACGUUCAAAGGCUGCCGACGAGAGUCAUUCUCAAGGGAAGUGUGGAUUCUUCGGAGAUGGCAAUGCGAGUAGGGUGCGGUCAAUGCCAUACGAUCUUGCAGGUCUGUGUUGUCGAAACUUGUCGGUGA